Messenger RNA from Homarus americanus (American lobster), 1873 nucleotides. RefSeq names its product myotubularin-related protein 2-like. The coding region runs from base 30 to 1559 and encodes 509 amino acids. The record is from RefSeq and is a predicted model, not a curated record. The transcript is spliced from 10 exons. NCBI's taxonomy places the organism in Eukaryota, Metazoa, Arthropoda, Malacostraca, Decapoda, Nephropidae. Gene Ontology annotation, molecular function: phosphatidylinositol-3,5-bisphosphate 3-phosphatase activity. Gene Ontology annotation, biological process: dephosphorylation.
AAUUAAGAUUAAACUAGUAAUUUUUGUGUAUGUAUCUGCAGACUGAUGUACAGUUCACCCCGCACCUUGACAGAGAAAUGAAUAUCACAGUGUUCAGGCGGUUCAGGAUCCUACAAAAUUUUGGUGGUUAUGGAACUGGUCAGAUGAACGAGGAGAACCACUCUCGACGCAUGGUGACCGAGAAGUUGAUGCAGUACGCAUUUCCCGCCUCUCAUAAGCUGCCCUUCUUUGCCUUUGAAUACUGUGAACAAUACCCUGAGAAUGGUUGGAGUGUGUAUGAACCAAUUGCUGAACUCAAGAGACAGGGUCUACCCAACGAGUCCUGGCGCAUCACUCGCAUAAACGAACAGUACGAGUUAUGCGAGACUUACCCGGCAGUGUGGGCGGUGCCAGCGGCGGCAAACGACAACGAUCUACGUAAUGUGGCAGCUUUUAGGAGCAGAGGAAGAAUCCCGGUGCUAAGUUGGAUUCACCCGGAGAGCCAAGCGACCAUCGCCCGGUGUGCUCAGCCUCUCGUGGGUGUGAGCGGGAAGAGGAGCCGUGACGACGAGGCUUACAUACAACACAUCAUGGACGCUAAUGCUCAGAGCCACAAGAUCUUCAUCAUGGAUGCUCGACCAAGUGUGAAUGCCGUUGCCAACAAGGCCAAGGGCGGCGGCUACGAGAGUGAAGAUGCCUAUCAGAAUGCUGAGGUGCAGUUCCUCGACAUACACAACAUCCACGUUAUGAGGGAGUCACUUCGUAAACUACAGGAAGUGUGUUACCCCCACAUUGAUAAUGCUCACUGGCUCAGCAACCUGGAAGCCACUCACUGGUUGGACCACAUUCGCUGUGUGUUGAGUGGGGCACUACGUAUAGCAGACAAGGUGGAGAGUCACAAGACGAGUGUGGUCGUGCACUGUUCUGAUGGCUGGGACCGCACUGCACAGCUGACAGCCCUGGUGAUGGUCAUGCUGGACGGGUACUACCGCACCAUCACCGGUAUAUCAGUUCUCAUAGAAAAGGAAUGGCUGAGUUUUGGCCAUAAGUUUGCUCAGCGCAUAGGACACGGAGAUGACCGUCACCAGGAUGCAGACCGCUCCCCAGUUUUUCUGCAGUUCAUCGACUGUAUAUGGCAGAUCAUGAGACAGUUUCCACAUGCAUUCCAGUUUACUGAAGACUUACUCAUCACUCUCCUAGACCACCUGUACUCCUGCCUCUUUGGUACCUUCUUGUACAACAGUGAACGAGAGAGAAUGGAGAAGGAAGUGAAGACAAAAACCGUGUCUCUCUGGUCGUUGAUCCUCAGUAAUCCGUCAGAUUUUGAGAACCCUUUAUACAACUCGGCAACACGCCACCACGUGCUCUUUCCUCGUACCUCUAUGCGUCACCUGUGUCUGUGGGAUAAGUACUACUGCAGAUGGAAUCCUUCUAUGAGACAACAGGAGCCAGUUCACAUUCGCUUUAAGGAACUACUUCACGUGAAGGGUCAGCUGGAGAAGCGGGUCGAGGAACUGAGGAAGGAACUAGCAGCGAGACAGACCCACGACUCGCCACGUGUGGCAUCAGCAAUUGUGUAAUCUAUGGAAAUUUUGUAAUACUAUAAUGAAUUGAGACAAUAUUAAGAAUGAGGACAUUGAGUGAUAUGGAGAAGAGGUGCAGAAAUGCCUCUGUAAACCACAAGUGCUAUACAGUGUAACCCCGCUUUACGCGGUCAAUUGAACCCACGGAGGCCUGUGUAAAGCGGGAAACGCUUAAAGUGAACAACACAACAUAUGGGAUUAAUUGAAAUAGAGACCGGGCCGACCCCCAAACUCCACUUUUUCCCGGCAAUACGUACGUUUUAGUAAAAAUAACAUCUUAACUUUAUGAUGGUUUGCACACACACAUAAUA